AAAAAAUAUAUUUUUUUUUAUAAAAUAAUCUUUGUGCUGAAAGAUAAAAAUAAUAUUUGUGAUUUUUGUUGAACGAAUAUGAGUGAACAUUAAACUGCAAGUGAGUUAUGAGUUUUAAAAAAAAAAUUUGUGUUAUUGGAGGUGGUGUUAUUGGUGUAACAAGUGCACUUGCUGUUAAAGAAAAAUUUCCAAAUUUUAAUGUAACUAUUUUUGCUGAUAAUUAUACACCAAAUACAACUGGUGAUGGAAGUGCUGGAUUUUGGGAUCCUUAUUUAAUUCAAGACACACCAGAUGUUGAUAUUUUACGAUGGGGUGGUGCAACACAUAAAUGGAUGGAAAAUUUUUGGAAAACAGAUUUAUCAUCGGAAAUUGGAGUAUCAUUAAUUCCUGUUUUUCGAGUUUCCAAUGAUGUUGAAUCAAAAGAGAUGCCGUCUUGGUUGUCACUCGUUUACGCCGGGCGAAAUUUAACUCAUCAAGAACUGCGUAAAUUCAAUGAUGAUUACUGCAAAAAAUACAGAUCUGGUUAUUCUUUUUUGACUUAUACUUGUGAGCCAAAAUAUCUUUUACCAUAUUUGAUGGAUAAAUUUAAAUCAUUGGGUGGCAUUGUGGUGAAAAGAAAAAUUAAUAAUUUCAAUGAAUUGGCAGAUGAGGGAUAUGAAAUUUUGAUUAAUUGUGCUGGAAUUAAUGCGGGAAAAUUAAGUGGUGACUCGACAGUUGAACCCAUCCGAGGUCAAGUUGCUCGGGUUAAAGCACCCUGGAUUUUUGGUGUAUUUCUCGAUGACAAUAAUUACAUAAUUCCAAAUAUGGAGUCUGUGAUUUUGGGUGGAACGAGUCAAGUAAAUGACUACGAUACAAAAGUAAGAAAAAUUGAUUCGAAAUUUAUAAAAGAAGGUUGUCAAAAAAUUAUUCCAGCUAUAGGAAAUGCCAAAUUAAUUGAUGAAUGGGUUGGUUUGAGACCAGGAAGAAAAUCAAUUCGUCUAGAAUCUGAAAUACUUGUAAAUAAAACAGGAAAAAAAUAUACAGUGAUACAUAAUUACGGACACGGUGGUAGUGGUGUUACAUUGUGCUGGGGUUGUGCCCUAGAUGUCGUAAAAAUAUUACAAAACUUUUUUAUUCAAAAAGUUUAUUUCAUCACGUCAAAUUUAUAACAAAUUAAUUUUUAAUUGUCUCAAAAAAUACCUACUAUUAUCUUGCAAAAUAAAAAGAUACAAUCGAAAUUAAAUAUUACUAAAAAAAAAUGGUUUCCGUUAGAAAUAUUUGCCAGUUGUUUCGUCGAUGUAAAUUCAAGAAAAAAAAUUACAAUUUAAUUAUUAUUAUAUAACUAUAAAUACAUUAUUUUUUUUUUACAAUUUAUUUAUUUUUUUCUUGUUAAACUACCGAGUUAUCCAAAGUAACGAUAAAAAAAUUUUUAGUAGUAAUAAAAAAUAAUUUUAAUUUAUA
Molecule: messenger RNA, 1440 nt
Organism: Aphidius gifuensis
Lineage: Eukaryota; Metazoa; Arthropoda; Insecta; Hymenoptera; Braconidae
Gene: Daao2
Product: D-aspartate oxidase
Exons: 6
Coding region: 108-1148 (346 amino acids)
Molecular function (GO): D-amino-acid oxidase activity; FAD binding
Source: RefSeq, a predicted model, not a curated record